AUGGCGCCACCGUUAUGGAAGGGGUUGGUAGGAAUCGGCCUCUUUGCCCUAGCCCAAGCCGCCUUUUCUGCUGCGCAGCAUCGUUCUUAUAUGAGAUUAACAGAAAAAGAAGAUGAAUCACUGCCAAUAGAUAUAGUUCUUCAGACACUUCUGGCCUUUGCAGUUACCUGUUAUGGUAUAGUUCAUAUUGCAGGGGAGUUUAAAGACAUGGAUGCCACUUCAGAACUAAAAAAUAAGACAUUUGAUACCUUAAGGAAUCACCCAUCAUUUUAUGUAUUUAAUCAUCGCGGUCGAGGACUGUUCCGGCCUUCGGAUACAACAAAUUCUUCAAAUCAAGAGGCGUUGUCCUCUAACACAUCAUCCAAGUCACGAAAACUCGAAUCACUGCGCCGCUAAGGU
Messenger RNA from Sciurus carolinensis (gray squirrel), 399 nucleotides. Its product is annotated as ER membrane protein complex subunit 5-like. Lineage: Eukaryota; Metazoa; Chordata; Mammalia; Rodentia; Sciuridae. The record is from RefSeq and is a predicted model, not a curated record. The transcript has a single exon. Bases 1 to 396 code for a protein of 131 amino acids. Gene Ontology annotation, cellular component: Golgi apparatus; early endosome; EMC complex.